Lindgomyces ingoldianus is the source of this 1844-nucleotide messenger RNA. Its product is annotated as DUF1766-domain-containing protein. The transcript has a single exon. The record is from RefSeq and is a predicted model, not a curated record. The coding region runs from base 210 to 1808 and encodes 532 amino acids. Lineage: Eukaryota; Fungi; Ascomycota; Dothideomycetes; Pleosporales; Lindgomycetaceae.
UUGUUCUCGUAGCUAGUCGGCGGCACAUAGCCUCUCAAAGGCGAAACAGGAUAUGCCACACUUCACCUACAUCUAAUCUUGCCGCCCGAUGCUUUCCUAAUUUAUCAUCUGGAUACACUUCGAAUUCACUGCUUCCGAGGUUUGGAAGCCUGAAUUGCUCUAUCUGCUAACCUCGUACUCUUUUCCAGGUUCGCAACCUCGACUCGAAUAUGCCUUUCAUUGGGCAUACACCGGAAUCACUCCUCCCUCGCUCAGACUCGAAGAAUCCUGCUACAACAUGCAAGGGUAUCACCUCCAGCGGAAGACCGUGUAGACGUAGCAUCAGCACCGCGAAAGCUUCUCGGAACAAUGGUGUUUUGGCCGUCGUAUCAGUAGCUGGAGAUCGUGGUGAAGGGGAGACUGGAGCUGCUGCGUUUUUCUGCUGGCAACACAAGAAUCAGGCAGAGCGGCUGGCAGCUACUAAUGAGGCGACUCCUCAGCAGCACAGCACGCAGCUGUACACAUUGCAAGAGCGGAGUAGCAUUGAUACCUUAGUGGCGCGGUUAGGUGUCCUUGAAGUUGAAGAACCCACACAGCAGAGGAGGAAGGAGAGGCGGUCAGGAGGGCGAUCAGAAGGUCAGAAUGCUGCAGGAAGACCUUCUCGUAGAAUAGAUCGGCCACCGACGUGGGAACAAGUUCAGGGGCCUCUCAUGUCGGUCCCAAGUGACGUUAUGGCUGAGAAGAAGCGGGCGUCACAGAGACCAGAAGGCGGCAGAUCACCACAGCGGACCAAGAAGCCUUCAUUUUGGGAGUCGUUAUGUUGUAUAGGCUCUACAGGUGAUGACUACGUUGAAGUAGUGAGGCAUAAGAAGAGAAUACAACCUCAGGCCCCUCCAGCGACGAUCCAAUAUGUUUCGGAAACCCCAAUGCCACUCAAUCUUGAAACCACUCACCAAGGGCAAUCAGGCAGACCAAAUAGCUCUUCGCUUGGCCGGCCACCUUCAUUGACGCCUAUGAGCAGCAUCCCAGCCCGAAAGCCGCUGGGAGAGAAGCCUGCCAGGCCAAUAAACAGAGUCUCACCACGACCUUCACAGACUUCGAAUCUUCUUGCACAUAUUCCGAAGAGCGUCGCUCCUCAAACAGCAUCGCUCCUGCUCGCAGAGCUCUCGAAACCAAUAUCGCAACACGACGACGAGGGUUACAUAUAUAUAUUCUGGCUUACAUCGGAAUCGGCAGGUCCACCACCGUCGUCAACCGCAUCCUCCCUGCUUGCCCCUCCAUCACGGCUAGAGCAGGGCCGGCGAACGUCGGACGUUCUUCGACAGUAUUCCGUACGCUCCCCUCAGAGACCAGACGCCCUUCGAACACGAUCCGAUCAACCAACCAAUUCGAAUUCCGAGAAGAAAACUAUCCUUCUCAAGAUCGGUCGAGCUUCAAACGUCCACCGGAGAAUGAAUGAAUGGACGCGGCAAUGCGGAUACAGCCUUUCCCUCGUUCGCUGGUAUCCCUAUGUGUCAUCUACUCCAUCUCCCUCACCAUCUCCUCAUGGAUCACCAGCACAAUCUCGGCGACCAUCAUACAAGAAUGAGAGGCCUGCUGAACUAACUCGACGCGUGUUAGAAGGUGUUCGUAAAGUACCACAUGCGCAUCGCGUUGAACGCUUGAUCCACAUUGAGCUAGGCGACCAACGCGUUAAGAAGAACUGCGAGACUUGUGGGAAGGAGCAUCGAGAGUGGUUUGAGGUCGAUGCGACUCGAGAGGGUGUUAAGGCUGUUGAUGAAGUUGUAAAGAGAUGGGUGAACUGGGCUGAGAAGACAGAGAAACAAUGAGAAAUGAAUGGGUUGAUCACUUAAUGGCAUACACAU